AUGGCUGACUCCAUCAAGAACGCUGCCAACUUCGUCGGUGACAAGUUCAACGAGGCUACCUCAGGUGCCUCCAAGGAGGCCAACAAGAACGUUGCAAAGGACUCCGAUGCUUCCCUAGGAACUCGUGCCUCUGCCGCAAAGGAUGCUGCUGGUGACAAGCUCGAUGAGAGCAAGUCUUCCGCAUCUGCUGAGGGCAACAAGCAAGCUGCUACCCACUAA
Messenger RNA from Exophiala bonariae, 219 nucleotides. RefSeq lists its product as uncharacterized. Lineage: Eukaryota; Fungi; Ascomycota; Eurotiomycetes; Chaetothyriales; Herpotrichiellaceae. Bases 1 to 219 code for a protein of 72 amino acids. The record is from RefSeq and is a predicted model, not a curated record. The transcript has 3 exons.